UCUUCUUCUCCUUUUUGGGUCUGUUCUCUCUUGAUUCUUCUUCUAAUUCUUCUUCUAAUUCUUCUUUCCAAUUACUGGAUCUAUUAAUUGGUAUCAGAGUAGUGAUUGCUUGGACUUGUGGUGAUGGCUACUCAAGAGUUGAGGCGAGAGUUUGCUGAAUUUCAGAAGAAACACGAUGCGAACAUAGCAAAUAGUGACCUCAAGAUGACGUCUAUAGAUAAGGGUGGUAAUGUGCCUCGAUCCCCGUGGGGCUCCGCAGGGAUCCCCGCCACCGGAAUGGGGUGAGGAGGAAUAUUCCUCUCCGUGGGACGAGGAUGGGAGUAUUUUCCCUCGUGAAAUUUCACCCUGUAGGGAUUCCAUCCCCGCAAAAAUUAAAAAAAUAUGCAAAUU
Molecule: messenger RNA, 390 nt
Organism: Rubroshorea leprosula
Lineage: Eukaryota; Viridiplantae; Streptophyta; Magnoliopsida; Malvales; Dipterocarpaceae
Source: the annotation of a GenBank genome assembly